Messenger RNA from Sinocyclocheilus rhinocerous, 3569 nucleotides. RefSeq names its product inactive tyrosine-protein kinase transmembrane receptor ROR1-like. Gene Ontology annotation, molecular function: Wnt-protein binding; ATP binding; protein kinase activity. The transcript has 9 exons. Gene Ontology annotation, biological process: positive regulation of canonical NF-kappaB signal transduction; positive regulation of kinase activity; cell surface receptor protein tyrosine kinase signaling pathway. The record is from RefSeq and is a predicted model, not a curated record. NCBI's taxonomy places the organism in Eukaryota, Metazoa, Chordata, Actinopteri, Cypriniformes, Cyprinidae. Gene Ontology annotation, cellular component: plasma membrane; signaling receptor complex.
AUGUAAGAGCGCUCAGAGGCAGAAGAAAUGAGCAGAGGAACAGUGAAAGAGCCGCACGGAUGCCAGCGCAACUUCACACUGAUCAUCGUGUUGCUCGUAGUCAACUGCGGGGCAGAGAUUCCUUCAGACACAAAUGUGGUGGCCGCCUCCAGUUGGAACAUGUCCAGUGGCGCUGAAAGAGAUCUCUUUCUCAGGCUGGAUGCUCCAAUGAAUAACAUCACUACCUCCCUCGGACAGACAGCUGAGUUACAUUGCCACGUUUCAGGGAAUCCACCACCCACAGUCCGCUGGCUUAAAAACGAUGCCCCUGUGGUCCAGGAACCGCGGCGUGUCUCUUACAGGCCCACUUUGUACGGCUCCCGCCUGAGAAUCCGAAACCUGGACACCACAGACACCGGCUACUUUCAGUGUGUGGCUACCAACACCUAUGGCACAGUAUCUACCACAGGAAUCCUGUUUGUCAAGUUUGAUCCGGCUCCCACCCCUCUGCCUGGAAGGCCUUCACCAGAGGAUUUUGAAGAGGAAGGAUUCUGCCAGCCGUAUAGAGGGAUUGCGUGUGCUCGCUUCAUAGGAAACAGGAGUAUCUUCGUGGACUCGCUGCAGAUGCAGGGCGAGAUUGAGACCCAAAUCACAGCGGCGUUCACCAUGAUUGGCACCUCCAAUCACCUGUCAGAUCGCUGCUCCCAGUUUGCAAUCCCGUCCUUGUGCCACUUUGCCUUCCCGACAUGUGACCGCAGCUCUGGCAUGGACAAACCGCGGGACUUGUGCAAGGACGAGUGUGAGAUUCUGGAGAAUGACCUGUGUAAGACAGAGUACAUCAUUGCUCGUUCCAACCCCCUCAUCCUCAAGCGCCUCAAACUGCCCAACUGUGAAGACCUGGCCUCUUCGGACAGUCCCGAGGCUGCCAACUGCAUGAGAAUAGGCAUUCCAAUAGCUGAGACCAUAAAUAAAAGCCACAAAUGUUAUAACAACAGUGGUUCAGACUACCGCGGGACAGUCAGCGUGACUAAAUCUGGUCGUCAGUGUCAACCGUGGAACUCGCAGUAUCCCCACAGCCACACCUUCCUGGCCAUGCGUUACCUAGAGCUCAACGGGGGACAUUCCUACUGUCGCAACCCCGGCAACAAGCACGACGCUCCCUGGUGCUUCACCCUAGAUGAGAGUGUGCGCAUGGAGCUCUGCAACAUUCCUCCAUGUGAUUUGCCCAAGCAUGGCAGCAGCAGUAUGGGGAUCCUGUACAUUCUGGUACCAAGCGUUGCUAUUCCGCUAGCCAUCGCCCUGCUGUUCUUCUUCAUCUGUGUGUGUCGAAACAACCAGAAAGCCUCACGUCCACCAGCCCCACGCCAGCCCAAACCGGUACGCGGUCAGAACGUGGAGAUGUCCAUGCUCACGGCAUACAAACCAAAGUUGGGCGAGAGCAACUUUGGUAAAAUCUACAAAGGCCACCUGUACCUGCCAGGCAUGGAGCAAGCUCAGCUAGUGGCCAUAAAAACACUGAAGGACAUCUCAAGUGCACAACAGUGGGGCGAUUUUCAGCAGGAAGCAUCUGUCCUGGCAGAACUUCAUCAUCCCAAUGUGGUUUGUCUGCUGGGUGUCGUGACCCAGGAGCAGCCUGUCUGCAUGCUCUUCGAGUUCCUAGCUCAAGGGGACCUCCACGAGUUUCUCAUCAUGCGCUCUCCCCACUCAGAUGUGGGCUGCAGUAGCGAUGAAGACGGUACCGUCAAGUCUAGCCUCGACCAUGGAGACUUUCUUCACCUGGCCAUUCAAGUCGCAGCCGGGAUGGAGUACCUCGCAAGCCAUUUUUACGUCCACAAAGACCUUGCGGCAAGAAACAUCCUGGUUGGUGAGCAACUUCACAUCAAGAUCUCCGAUCUUGACUUGUCAAGAGAAAUCUACACCUCAGAUUAUUACCGAGUCCAGCCCAAAACGCUCCUUCCUAUUCGCUGGAUGCCACCAGAAGCCAUCAUUUACGGGAAAUACACAACAGACUCUGACAUUUGGGCCUUCGGUGUGGUUCUGUGGGAGAUCUUCAGCUUCGGCCUGCAGCCCUAUUAUGGUUUCAGCAACCAGGAAGUGAUGGAGAUGGUGCGGAAGAGGCAGCUGCUGCCCUGCCCGGAGGAUUGCCCCCCUCGCAUGUACAUGCUGAUGGCCGAGUGCUGGCAGGAGGGUCCCACUCGACGGCCGAGAUUCAAAGACAUCCACGCCCGACUACGUGCUUGGGAGGGUCUGUCUUCCCACGCCAGCUCCAGCACACCAUCAGGAGGCAACGCCACCACCCAGACUACCUCUCUGAGCGCCAGCCCCGUCAGCAACCUCAGCAGCCCGCGCUAUGCCGGCUACAUCUACGGACCUCCACAGAGCCUUGUACCGGGACAAAUCGCGGGCUUCAUGGCAGCGCCGAUGCCUCAAAACCACCGUUUUAUACCUGUAAAUGGAUACCCUAUCCCAACAGGCUAUGCUGCCUUCCCUGCUGCCCAUUUCGCUCCAUCUCAGGGCCCUCCACAGAUGGUGCAUCACGGCCCUCCGCCGAAGAGCCGGUCACCCAGCAGCGCCAGCGGCUCAACCAGCACAGGUCACGUAACCAGCAUCCCCUCCACAGGCUCCAAUCAUGACGCCAAUACUCCUUUGCUUUCUCAUUGUGUCACACUGACACCCAUGACAGCAGUGUCAGGUGGCACAAUGCCAGUUUUUGGACAUAUGGCACAGAAGACUAUGCAAAUAGACCCAAGUCAAGCAGUGCUGCUGGCUGACACUAACAGACUGAUGUACAGUGAAUCCAUCAUUACUGCCGAUUUGUGAAUACAUGUGUUGUCCUGUAUAUUGAUUUAUUGAAUUAUUGAUAUUUUAAUGUUUUUUUUCUUCCUUGUAAAUAUGAAAUAGCCUGAACAAAAUGCGAAAGUUUAUAUUUUGUUGUUUUAUAAAUGUGUUUUAAAGGAAACUUGUAUAUUCACAAAUUCUCUGUGAAGUUCAUGCCACUUUUUCAACUUAGUAUGACUAUACAUGGCCUUAAAAUGUCCUUUUUUUCAAACAGAACUUUGAAAUCAUGCUCUUUCAAGGUUAUUUUCUACAGAGCUGUGGGUUUAUCACCAGUUUUGUCUGCUUUUUCACUCAUCGACGACUUCCUGGAAGGCUUCAGAAUGUCUUGGUCUCUGUCCCGUCGUUGCAUUUUGGACUUAUUGAAUCAGUUAAAUUGCAUUAAUAUUGCGUUGAAAUCCAACCCUAUAGCCGACGUUUCCAAAUUAAGGUAAUAGUUUUGCAAAAAUAUAUCACUGAUGCCUUAACAUGAAAAAAAAUGUUGCUUUAAUUAUAGCCACCAUAUGUUGCCUGCAUGUUAUUAUAAAUGUAGGCAUUUGUACAUGUGGGAGAGAAUGUGUUCUGUGACAUUCUUCUGUUACUGUGGUGGCAUUCAAGUCAUUUUAACACAAGAGACACACCAGGGCUGCGUUCGCUGUAAGCCAAUAAGCCAGUGACUUCUCAGGCAACAUUUGCGUUUCUAAGGUACAUCCUGAAACUGAUUUCAGCAGGCUUCUGAAGUGGCAUAACGGUCUAAUGAUCUACAACAAAAUAGC